AUGGGACCUUCAAAGCCAGGCCUCGAUGAAAAACUCAUGUGUCUCUACCCAGAUUUGUGCCCGACUGGCCUACAACGAAAGAUAAUCCAUCACCCGUGGAUCGAUCUCUUUCCCUUCCCGACCUUUCGAGACAAUAUUUUACUUGGAAUGGAAGCUGGCGUGGUGUUCGAUGAUGAACUGUGCGCUGACAUCCUGGAGGUUAAGGACGAAGACCUUGAGAGGAGGCCGUCGUUGAUUGUUUGGGGCAAGUCAUGGGAGCAGAAGGCCUGGGAAGCCAACGAAGCAUUUUUCCAAAAAUGGGGAUUUCUGGUAGGGAAUUGUCCUGAAUUGCUGGAAACGACCAAUUACUGGGGAGGGAAACGCGGGGAGCCGGUGAUUGUUUUUAGAGAAUGA
Messenger RNA from Colletotrichum truncatum, 393 nucleotides. RefSeq lists its product as uncharacterized. Lineage: Eukaryota; Fungi; Ascomycota; Sordariomycetes; Glomerellales; Glomerellaceae. The record is from RefSeq and is a predicted model, not a curated record.